Messenger RNA from Mus musculus (house mouse), 522 nucleotides. It is a transcript of the gene H2bc9, whose product is annotated as H2B clustered histone 9. Gene Ontology annotation, cellular component: chromosome; nucleosome; nucleoplasm. Gene Ontology annotation, molecular function: structural constituent of chromatin; protein heterodimerization activity; DNA binding. Lineage: Eukaryota; Metazoa; Chordata; Mammalia; Rodentia; Muridae. Bases 93 to 473 code for a protein of 126 amino acids. The transcript has a single exon. The record is from RefSeq and is marked validated.
ACAAGGACAGCCACCGCUUUAUUUAAAGAGCAGGAAAGGAACGGAACAGUUCAAUAUCUCUUUUCUUGGCCUACCUUCAUUCUCUGUUCACUAUGCCUGAGCCCGCCAAGUCCGCUCCUGCCCCGAAGAAGGGCUCCAAGAAGGCCCUGACCAAGGCCCAGAAGAAGGACGGCAAGAAGCGCAAGCGCAGCCGCAAGGAGAGCUACUCGGUGUACGUGUACAAGGUGCUGAAGCAAGUGCACCCCGACACCGGCAUCUCCUCCAAAGCCAUGGGCAUCAUGAACUCGUUCGUGAACGACAUCUUCGAGCGCAUCGCGGGCGAGGCGUCCCGCCUGGCGCAUUACAACAAGCGCUCGACCAUCACGUCCCGGGAGAUCCAGACGGCCGUGCGCCUGCUGCUGCCCGGGGAGCUGGCCAAGCACGCCGUGUCGGAGGGCACCAAGGCUGUCACCAAGUACACCAGCUCCAAGUGAGUGCUCAAGACUCAGCUCUUAACCCAAAGGCUCUUUUCAGAGCCACUCA